AUGAUAUUUCUGCCAAGUGGACCCCCACCCGUCACCCUAUCCGUCCUUUCGCCCUUGCAACUCUGCCAUGCUUAUCAUGUGCUUCAUAUCUAUCAACUCCAUGUAAUUCUUAAUACUAAUCUUUUCGACUCUCUCUUCAGACAUUCAAGGAUAUUCUGUACUUAGCACUGCUUCUCUACCUUUCACUGACAUUAUCUCAAACUUCUCAUCUUUUCCCUAUUUUUAAGUCCAAGAUCUCAACUUUUUAAAAAGUGUUAUAUUAGAUUUACCAAAAAGUUAUUUUAGUGAUGAUGGAGAAGAUUUCCAAAUCAAAGCCAAGAGGAUCUAUGCUGUUUCUAUGUGACUUUUGCAACUCAAAGCCAGCAGUUUUGUAUUGUAGGGCUGACUCUGCAAAGCUCUGUUUGUUCUGUGACCAACAAGUACACUCUGCCAAUGCUCUGUCUCUCAAGCAUGCUCGUUCACAGAUCUGUGACAGUUGCAAUACCAAACCAGCUUCUUUUCUUUGCUCAAAUGAUAAUCUUAUGCUCUGCCAAGACUGUGACUGGAACUCACAUAACAGCAACUGCUCUGUUUCAGCUCUGCACGAGCGUUCCCCUGUUGAAGGGUUCUCAGGUUGUCCUUUAGUGAUUGAACUAGCUUCUCUUUUUGGUUUUGACUUAAAACCAAAAUAUUUGAUGAAUUUUAUUCCAGGGUUUUCCUUAUUCGAGCAAGAACUGAUGAAACUGGAAGAUUUUAUGGUCCCAAACGAGAAUUCUUCUGUUUCCUCUGCUUUGCUUAGCUCUGUUAAGCUUAACCAUGAGGUGUACAGACAACUGGUUGAGAUGGGGAAGAGAGAUUUGGUGAGAGUAAGUGGUGAUGGAGCUGAAUUGGGGCCAGGGACACCGCCUGUUAGAAGUGCUGAGCAGGGCAAUUUACCGAGUUUUGAAGUUGAAAAUGGGGAUGAUGAAGACCUGCUUCACCGGCAAACCCCAUUUACCUCUUUGUUAAUGUUGCAAAACAAUUUGGACUUAAGAAAAAAUGAUUACGUUGCUGAAGGAGAGCUUAUGAGGGACUUUAAGUCUUCUUAUCAGGCUUCCCAGAUAUGGGAUUUUCAAUCAGGAAGGUCAAGAGAUUGUAAAGAUUCGGGACCAGAAGAUACAGAUUGCAUAAAUGGCAUAAAAAGUAACAGUUCUGUGAUUAGGAACUUCAGUGAGUUUGAGAAGGAAGGUUCCUUGUCGAAACCAAAAGUCUUUCAAGACAUGUACGAGGUGAGCCACUCCUUGAUAUUUGAGGAUUCCUUGUCUAGAAAUAACUGCUGCAAUCAACCAUUCUCAAGCUACACACCAACAACUGAAGAAAGUAUCAAUGUACCGGCAGUGGGAUCAUCAUCAGAUUCCAAGGUGGUUGAACCACUAAAACACGAUGGCAGCAGAUAUGUUCAGGUCAUGGAGCCGCCUGUUCUGGCAGGUAGUGAGUCUAUGAAUGAGACAAAAGCUAAGGUUGACAUGGAACUUUUGGCGCAGAACAGAGUCAAUGCCAUGUUACGCUACAAGGAGAAGAAGAAACAUAGAAAAUAUGACAAGCAAAUACGCUAUGAGUCAAGGAAGGCCAGGGCUGAUACUAGAAAGAGAUUCAAAGGUCGCUUUGUGAAGGCAAGCGAAGCUCCAGAGUCCAGAUGUUAAAGUGUAACAGCUGUUUUUUCUUUCCAGAUAACGUGUUCUCACCCUAAAGUCCCUGUUUGGUAAAGAUGUCUUCCCUUAGUUUGUCUACAAGAAUAUUGUACCCCCAUAUGUCAAAAAGGAAUAUCAGCUGCCACAACUUUUGCAUUUCAAUAGCCGUAAGCGUAUGGAAUUACAAAGCUUUUGCUUACAUGCUUCUAUAUCCCAUUGGGUAGUUAUUAGUUAUUAAAAACAAUCAGGAGAAGCUACUAGCCCUGAGACCUUCAAUAGGCAGUAUUUUGGAAAAGCCGAAAUAUUAACAUUCUAUAGGUUUUGUAAGCCCUACAUCAAAUUAUCCAAUAACAACAAACAAAAAAUAAUGUAGGUGAUACAUC
Messenger RNA from Durio zibethinus, 2032 nucleotides. RefSeq names its product zinc finger protein CONSTANS-LIKE 14-like. NCBI's taxonomy places the organism in Eukaryota, Viridiplantae, Streptophyta, Magnoliopsida, Malvales, Malvaceae. The record is from RefSeq and is a predicted model, not a curated record. Gene Ontology annotation, molecular function: zinc ion binding; protein binding.